AUGAGGAAUGUCCAGCUUCUGCAACUGACACAAGUUUUCCUCUUCAUUCACUCCGGCUUCGCUCAAGCAGACUUCGGGCCUUUCUUCUACGACAAUGGACCGUACAGCAAGAAUGGGAACAUGGCUCUUUUCAGCCUCUCUGAAGACACGCCCAUUGGCUCACAGAUCUACUGCCUCAACGGCACUGACCCCGAAGGCAGCACGGUGACCUACGGCCUUUCCUUUGAACCGGGAUCCAAAAAGUACUUUAGCGUCAACCCAAACACAGGAAUCAUCACACUCAUCGAGGCGCUGGACAGAGAGAAACAAGACUCCAUUGAUGUCCUGGUCAGCAUCAGCGAUGGACAAAGCCAGGUUGAGGAGCGAGUCACAGUGUUUGUUAUGGACACCAACGAUGAGAAGCCAGAGUUUCUAAAUCUGCCGGGAAUGACCAGUGUGUUGGAGACAACUGAAUCUGAAAGCAGCAUCUAUCGUGUGGAGGCCGUAGAUCGAGACACGGGCUCAGGUGGCUCUGUAACCUACUUUUUACAGAACCCGUUGGCCAGUUUGUUCACUAUCGACCGAUACAGCGGAAUCCUGAAAAUCAAGUCUGGAGAGACCCUGGACUACGAGAAAACCAAGACACAUUUUGUCACUGUGAUUGCCAAGGACGGGGGUGGAAACUACAAUGGAAAGGAGCAGUUUCUUUCCUCCUCUGCCACCCUCACCAUCCAUAUUGUUGACGCACAAGACACACCUCCCGUUUUUAUGGGCACGCCAUACUUUGGAUACGUCUACGAGGUCACAUCACCGGGAUCGGAAAUAUUUAAUGUGCAAGCCAAAGACGGUGAUGUUGGAAGUCCAAACUCAGUGGUGUACUCUUUUGAAGAAGGAGACGACGGUGUAUUCAGCAUCAACAAAUUCAGUGGACACAUCACUCUUUUGACCAGCCCAGCAGAUCUGAGAAGGGAAAUCUUCAACAUCCGAGUCAGGGCCACAGAGGUGAAUGAAGGCGGAGAUCUGCUGGAGCACUCCAGUACAACAGUCGUGAUCCGAGUGGUGGACUUGAACAACAACCCUCCCACGUUCUACGGAGAGAGCGGCCGACAGAACAUGUUUGAGCUGACCAUGUACGAGCACCCGGCAGAAGGGGAGAUCCUGAGGGGGCUGCGGAUCACCGUGAACGACUCCGACCAGGGGGCCAACGCUAAAUUCAACCUACGUCUGAUUGGACCGAGUCGGAUGCUCAAAGUGGUGCCGCAGACAGUGCUGAACGAGGCCCAGGUCACGAUCCUGGUGGAGGACUCUGCCGCCAUCGACUAUGAGAGGCAUCACUUUCUCACGUUCAAGUUGCUGGCGUUGGAGGUGGACACUCCGGAGCGCUUCAGUGCCACUGCGGACAUCGUCAUCCAUCUUCUGGACACCAACGACAACGCGCCCAAGUUCUCUGCGGAAUACUACAUUGCCCGCAUCCCAGAGAACUCGCCUGGAGGCACCAACGUGGUCACAGUGACGGCCACAGACCCAGACUCUGGACCAUGGGGUGAUGUCACGUACUCUCUGUAUGGAUCAGGAGCCGAUCUGUUUCUGAUCCAGCCCACGUCCGGCAUCAUCUACACCCAGGCCUGGGCCAGCCUGGACGCAGAGGUGCGCUCCAAGUAUAACUUCUAUGUGAAGGCUGAGGACGCAGAGGGCAAGUACAGCGUGACCGAGGUCUUUGUGACCGUGUUGGACCUGAACGACCACCCGCCGGCCUUCAACCAGAACCUCAUGGAAAAGACCAUGGUGAUUGGGGCCCCCGUCAAGAUAGAGGCUGUUGACGACGACGCCGAAAUCCCCAACAACGUGAUCGAGUACACCAUCAUGAAGACGGAGCCCAAUGCUAACAUCUUUGACAUCGACGCAGACACUGGAGAGAUCAACCUCAAGUCCUACAUCAAGUCUAUGGCCAUCAUCCAGAACAUCACCAACAAACGGGACUCCAGCUGGUCCCUGGUGGUGCAGGCGCGGGACAGAGGACAGCCCUCUUUCAGUACUACUGCAGUGGUCAAGAUCGACAUCACCGAGGCUACCAGACUGAGUGGCGGGCCCUUGUCCACCAUGAUAAUGCAGAGUAGGACCAAUCCAUUGCACAUACUGGGCAUGUUGGGAGGCGCCAUCUGCCUCUUGGUCUUAGUCACUGUCAUCAUCUCCACCGUCAUGUUCAUGCGCAACAAGAAGACCAACCGCAUCCUCCCCAACCGCCGCGUCCGCAGGAGGAAGCCGCAGCAGCAGAACUCGUGGAUAAACAGUCCGUUCAGGAGACAAGACCCCGACAAGUUCAAAGUGGAAGAGCCGGAGAGCGCGCCGGCCGUGGAGAAUGUGAACUACAACAACAACGUGGUGAGGAUCUGGCCGCCUCCACCGUGUGCGCCCAGUCUACCUCCGCCCCCGCCCCCGAGCUUACCGCGGGACAGGCAGUGGACCGUACCCACCGUGUCGGCCCACGUGCCUGUGCCGAAGCCCCGCAAGAGGCCGCCCAGCAACCAGCAGGACCCCGUCAACAGAGCGCUGGUGUCGGAGCUCAAGCUGAGGCUGGAGCAGAAACGGAUCAAUAAUCAAUAG
Messenger RNA from Knipowitschia caucasica, 2583 nucleotides. Lineage: Eukaryota; Metazoa; Chordata; Actinopteri; Gobiiformes; Gobiidae. The record is from the annotation of a GenBank genome assembly.